Messenger RNA from Penaeus monodon (black tiger shrimp), 1524 nucleotides. RefSeq names its product extensin-like. The record is from RefSeq and is a predicted model, not a curated record. NCBI's taxonomy places the organism in Eukaryota, Metazoa, Arthropoda, Malacostraca, Decapoda, Penaeidae. Bases 1 to 1524 code for a protein of 507 amino acids. The transcript has a single exon.
AUGUAUAAUCAUAAACGACACAGUCCCACAAACGACACAGUUUCCCACAAACCCGGAAAAACAAGUCCCAAACGACACAGUUUCCCAAAAGCCCCCGUCCCCCCAAAAGGCACAGUUUCCCCCCCAAAAGACACACCCACAAACGACACAGCCCACAAACACCCCAGUCCCCCCAAAAAGGCACCGUCCCAAAAAAACGACACAGUCCCCAAACGACACAGGGCCCCCCCACCCCCAAAAGACACAGCCCCAAAAAGACACGUCCCACAAACGACACAAAUCCCACAAACGACAAAAGUCCCAAAAAACGACACAUCCCCCAAACGACACAGUUUCCCCCAAACGCACAAAUCCCAAAAAAACGACAAAACCCGGCCCCCAAACGAAACCAGUCCCACAAAAGACACAGUCCCCCAAAAAGGGCACAGUCCCCAAACGACACAGUCCCACAAACGACACAGUCCCACAAACGGACACAGUCCCACAAACGACACAGUCCACAAACGAAACCGUCCCACAAACGACACAGUCCCCCAAAAAGACACAGUCCCCCAAAAGAAACAGGGCCCACAAAAAGACACAGUCCCCAAAAAACGCACAGUCCCCAAAAAAACCCCAAAUCCCACCCAAAAGACACGUCCCACAAAGACACAGUCCCCAAACGACACAAAUUUCCCCCAAACCCACCAGUUUCCCCCAAACGACACAGUCCCCCCCCAAACCAAAACAGUCCCCCCAAACGAACCAAAGUCCCACAAACGGGCACAGUUUCCCCCCAAAGACAAAAAGGUCCCCCCAAAAAGACACAGUCCCCACAAACAAACAGUCCCACAAAAGAAAAGUCCCACACAAAAAGACCAAAAGUCCCCCCAAACACACAGUCCCCCCAAACGGAACAGUUCCCAAACGACACAUCCCAAAAAACGACACAGUCCCCAAAAAGACACGUCCCACAAAAAGACACGUCCCCCAAACGAAAACAGUCCCACAAAAGAAACCAGCCCCCCAAACGACCAAAAGUCCACAAAAGACAAAGUCCCACAAACGGAAAAGUCCCCCCGACACAGUCCCAAAAAAACACAGUCCCACAAAAAGACACAGUCCCCCAAAAGACACAGUCCCCAAACGACACAGUCCCCCCAAACCCCAGUUCCCCAAAAAGAAAACGGCCCCCAAACGGGCACAGGCCCACAAAAGAAAACAAAUCCCAAAAACCCAAAGACACAGUCCCCCCAAAAGACACGUCCCCCCAAAAAAGGGCACAGUCCCCCCAAAAAGAAACAGUCCCCCAAAAAGAAACAGUCCCAAAAAAAAGCACAGUCCAAAAACGACCCAAAUUCCCCCCAAACAAAACAGUCCCCCCCCAAACCCCCAAACGACACAGUCCCACCAAAAGACACAGUCCCCCCAAAAAGGGCCCUGUCCCCCCCAAAAGUAACAUUAAAGGGGAGGAAACCAGGGAACAGGGAAGAUUUUCGGGUUACAAGUGUUUCAGGGAGUAACAGGGAAAACCCAAAAACGUAG